Messenger RNA from Priapulus caudatus, 4451 nucleotides. RefSeq lists its product as uncharacterized. NCBI's taxonomy places the organism in Eukaryota, Metazoa, Priapulida, Priapulimorpha, Priapulimorphida, Priapulidae. Bases 234 to 4376 code for a protein of 1380 amino acids. The record is from RefSeq and is a predicted model, not a curated record. The transcript is spliced from 6 exons.
AUUCUAAUAUUUUUUAUCUUUCCACACAAAGAACAAAUACAAAAAUAAUACACAAGAUUCAACCAAUGUGUUCUUCCUCGAAUCUAGAGCGCCGUAUCGGCAAGAUGGCGUCGAAUGCUCUGCUCUAAACAAGGGAGUUGCGGUUGUACCAGGCUUUGUUUGUCCUAGAAGAAUCUUUAUACAUUCUAGAUGUUAAAUUGUUUUACGUCACACAUUCUGAGGUAGCCGGUCUAAUGGAUGAAGAAAAGGUUGACCACUGUAUGCUUAAUAAGCCUGUUCUUGGAGGAAUUCCAGCACUUCAGCAGAUAGUGAAUGGUGUUCUGUAUGGAACGACAGAGGUCCGCAACCUACUUUUGUAUGAGUGCACUGUCAUCUACGAAUGCUGUUUGUGCCACAGUCUUUUCCGUGGCCUGCCAAAUUUUGUGGCUCACAAACGGCUAUACUGCACCGAAAGCUACAAAAAUUCUUCAGUGAAGUUUCCUUCGAACACCAGCGAAGAUGAGACUAUUGUGAUCCAGCCAGUUUCUCCUAAUCAGACUGUGGAGUGUGAGGUGGAACCACCUGAUACUACUUCAAACUUAUCAAAACCAGGCACCUCAGAUGCAGUGCAGUUUUAUGAUAGCAUACUAGAUGUGCAGGCUGAGAGGUGGGAUCAAAAGAAAAUUACCACAGUUAAAUUACAGUCCAUCAAGAACAAUCCAAAUGCUGUUUACCAGACAGUAGUAAAUGGAGACAAGGAAGAACAGAAUGUAGAACCGUGGAAAUCACCUGAAGAGACAGUUGUGACUGUCAUCCCCCAAGAAUGUGAAAAGUCAACAAGGGUCACCUCUCGUUCUGUCCCAGAGUAUAAGCUGCUACGAAUGAGAGCCAUGCAGAAAGCUGAAAAGUGUCAUGCAUCAAAAACAAGCGCGACUUCAACUGGUCCCAAGACUGCAGUCAAAGUUACACCGAUCCCCUCACGGUCAGCCGAUGGUACGAACAUCGAAAAGAUUUCCCUGUUCAAGCCACCUUAUUGUAGCGUUGAAAAGCUAACAUGCCUUCUGUGCAGCACAAAGUACUCAUCAUUGAAGACACUUAAGAUACACAUGACAUCCGUCCACGCAGAGCGGAGGAAAGUCUAUCCGUGCACUGAGUGCAGAAGUCAGUUUGUGCACUGCUGGGGUGCAGUUCGCCAUCUAGUAAAGGUUCAUCAUAAAAGCAAGGACGAUAUCAAGGAAUUGAGAGACAUGAUCAAGAAGCGAGCAUCAUUCAAGAAUAUAUUUCCGGUAGCACCCAUGAGGCAACGAGUGCAAGAAGACAUCACCGAGAAUCAGGAUGAGGAGAUGACAGCUGAAGAAGAGGCACCUGAGGACAUGUCAGCUGAAGAUGAACCCUUGUGUAAUGAAAUUGGCUCUGAACCAGAGGAAUGCUUGCUUCUCGGUGAGGCUGCACAUGUGAAAAAUGACAAAGCUGAGAUGGACAUCGAACAACGUGAUGAACUAGUUCGCCAAGAGAGUAGCCAGGAGCUGUCAAGCGUGUGUGUUGGAUCACUCGUACUGCAUAAGUGUGUUAAGUGUAACAAGAUGUUUGGUCACAAGGACACGCUUUUGAAACACCAGGACGUGUGUACUGAGCAGUCACAUAAAACAGUCUCAUCUUUGUUUAAAGGGAAAAACAGAGGAAAGGGGCAGGCAAAAGACAGAAUCGAACCCAUGAUUCAAUGCGAAAUGCCAUUAGAUCCCACCACGUGGGAGCAAAAGAUUAUGGUGCAUAUUGACCGAGUAAGGCGCAAAUGUUUGUUGUGUGGCGACAAAUACUCGAGCUUGAGCAACACCAAGCGCCACGUGCAGCUCCAUCUUGGAUGGAAGAGAUUCGAAUGUCAGAUAUGCGGCUUCCAGAACUUCAACCGAGGCGACAUUCGCUCGCACUUGUGCCGCAGUCACGAGGACAAGCUUAAAGGACUCAAAAGCCCUGACAAGCUAAUCACUGAUUUGGUACUUGGCGAGACGACGGAGGAAGGAAGCCUGGCAGCCCGACGCAUGCCUAUACAAAGUCGCAAUGCAAAACCCGUCAUAAAGAACCUGAUGUCAGCAGCAUCAUCAAGCCGACGCAAGUCACAACCGACUCAUUUUGCGUCGUCUUCGUCAUCUGAGUAUUCGAUCAAGUAUCGGACGACGAGUCAGAGUCGUGCCGAGAGGAUGCCUUGCCGACCAGCCGUGAGUCCCUUUAACAUAUCAACUCGCAACACGCCACGGACAUACGACCUCACACCAUGCGUGCGUACUAUGCGCACUGAGAUGGUAGUGACGCGUUCUGCCGACAAGCUGUCUACACUAAAGACGAGGUCAGGAUCCUAUCAGAAGCGAGUUCCCACUGAACAGCAGCUGAAACGCAUCACAGGGAAACGAGUGGCUGUCAAGAGUGAGCCCGGAGCAGAUGCUGACAGCCAAAACAAUGAGUUCCAUGUUGACGCAGACUCUGACACUGGCAGUAGUGUACAGGGCGAUCCCUUUGAUCGGAACAGUGAGAGUCAAGACACCAGUUACAGUGGUCAGAAUUGUGAUAGUGAUCAGGCUAGCAAUUACUCUGGCCGCCAUAAGUUUGCACUGCCAUCAUCCACUGGUGUUGAGCCCGGUGUUUUUAUCCAGUCUGAUUCUACGGGCCAUUUGUGUGACUCUGAGAAUUCCCAUCAGGAUAAUGAAAGAAGUGUCAGCCGUGCCGACGACUGUGCAUCCAGCAGUGAAAACACAAUGAAAGAGGAUUCAAAGAUACCUCAGAUGUCCUUAGCACUGUCGGAAAAUUAUAUUACCGAAAACCAAUCGGUAACAUGCACAAAUCUUCCAGUACAGUUUAAUACAUGUAGAGUGAGACUGCAGCGCUCUUCAAUAGUAAACCAGACUGGCAAGCAACAGUCACAGCCACAUGUGGCAGGUAGUAAAGAGGUAUCAGCUGAAAUAAAACCACUAGCUGCAGUACACCAAGCAACUGCAGCCUGGUUGCAAGCCAAGGCAGCGGCACAACGAUGUGUAAUCAGUGCACCGAAACAUGCGAUAUCAAGUGAGCCUCUUCAAUCAGGGGCAGACCAACAGAGGUUGCAAGCAGACGAUCAGGGUCAAAUGUCCUGUGAUGAGUCUAUCCAGUCUGGCCAUCCAAUAUCUGAUAUUUCAAAUAAGCAGACAUUGCAAGCCCCGUCAGAAUUAACUAUAGCUCAGGGACCUGAGGUCAUAGCAGAGGAACGCUCACCAGAAGUAGGGCGUCUGACUUCUGUGCAGCAGCUGGAUACAGAAGUUGAGCAAGUCUGUGAUGUACCAAUUGAUGCUGCUACUGUAGCUAAAGACAAUCUUGUGUCAACGACUACAUGCAUGCUAGCAGCAACCUCAGCAAAGGUCGCAUCUCCCACGAGUACCAGCGCAGCACCAGAGGCAAUGUCACAAUCCAUACUAUCAGUCCAGGCAGGUACUCCCGUUUUACAUCUUGGUACGUUAUUUAAACAGUGCAUUACAUUGCCAACAACGCAGUCUGGAAUAACGACUGGGACAGGAUCCGCUGUGGUGUCACAGCCCAUCAUGAUGACCUCUCAACCAUUGGGUAAAAACGCUGUUAUUGUAACAUCAGGUUUGCAUUCCACAAUCACCUUGGGGGCCACUCAAGCAACUUCAGGAGGUAUACAGGCUGUGAGGAUUAGCGAAAACCAGGUGAUAUUACAGGGCCCAAGACCUGUAAAUGUAACUUCAAAUCAACACGUAAUUAGGACCCAGCCAGUAGUGUCGACUCAGAUUCUGCCCCAAAGGAGUGCACCCAGAAUUACUGUUCUACCAAGAAAACGGAUUUUUCCUAUUGGGCAAAAGGUUGUACCAAUAAGACCAUUGUCAGCACCACCUUACCAGCAAUGCUUUGCACCUGUGCGCCAGUCAUUGUCAUUGACCUUAAGGCAACCGCCGCCUCUAGUGCGAUUCCAAGAGCCUAGGUCACAGUCAUUGCUGCCCAAACAAUUAAUCAGGACAACACCAAGACACACUCACGAACAAGUUGCAUCCAAACAGGAAACGGUUUCAGCAAUGCAGUUAGGUGCCAGUCGGGUAGAGACCAGUCAAGAUAACUCGGCAGUAUAUCUGCCCACUGGCAGGAGUCAAGAUAAUAAAGAAACUGUAGGCUUUGAUGCAAGUACACAGGAAACACUGUCUGGAGACCAGAUUAUGAGCAAUGCUGAACUGGCCACGUUUCCCGAGCAUUUUAUUGUAGAUUCUGGCAAUGAGCAGCUGGACAACGAUAGCACAACAUUGCAGCAUGCAUCUAAUGUCUUACAAGACACUCAACAUGUCUACGUUGAUAUAGGGAACCUGAUACAUCUGGACGAUGGACAGUAUGUUGUUGCAGAAGAAGUUGUUGGUGAAUGAUCAUGUGGACCAGGGAAAAAAUUAAAAUGUAUUUUUCGGGGCUACUUUUCAAGCUCGCGUGCAUGAAAAUAGCAC